Molecule: messenger RNA, 1566 nt
Organism: Colletotrichum destructivum
Lineage: Eukaryota; Fungi; Ascomycota; Sordariomycetes; Glomerellales; Glomerellaceae
Product: Putative F-box-like domain superfamily protein
Exons: 1
Coding region: 1-1566 (521 amino acids)
Molecular function (GO): protein binding
Source: RefSeq, a predicted model, not a curated record
AUGGGAUACUCAGAGGUUUGGUGCCAGCUUUGUGGCGUCGGAUUCAACAUCGGACGCCUGCGCACCCCAGAAGAAGUUCGAGACCCGCCCGCACUAUCUGCCCAGCUGCUCCUCGAUCUCGAACGCUACACGAGGAACGCACGUAACAAUGCAAUGCACCGCUGCGAUCAAGUCGGCGACGGCAUGGAAGGCUGCACAAUCCUCAAGCACACACCACCUGGUAGACCAUACGAGGAAGAAGAGCACGUCCCAGGCCCGGAAUGCACCGACAAAUCUGGCUACCACGGGCAUAGAAUCUCAUUGAAGGAGAUGCACGGUUGCUGCACCUUCCAAUGCCUGAUUCCCAAGACGGACGACUGGCACUCCCAAGACGACGACCAGGAGUUCGAGAGGCGCGGGCAGUACUUCCUCAGCGGCCCCUCCGACCACAUGCCGUCCACGGACAUGUACGAUCCUAGCACGUUCCCCGAGCGACAUGAUUCCUACACGCCCUUGGUGAGCGAGGAAAACGUGAACGGGAGGGCCAUGCCGUUCCACACCGCCUGCUUCGAGGUGUUCAAGCGUGCCUCGCUCCACAGGACCGGCGGCAUCGACAUCCACGGCCUGGUGGGCUGGUUCCGUCUCGAAGCCGACCGCAUACGGUGGUCCCGGUCCUCGCGGUCCGAAGCCGUCCGCCGUGGACAGGAACAGUGGUGGUAUCACAACAGAGGAGACGAGCACCUCGCCGCCAACCCGUGCUUCGUGCCCGGCCUGCAGGAUAUCUUGAAGAAGACCUACACGAAGAAACCCGUGCCCGAUGAUGACUGGGAACGAAGCGUCACUGGCGCUGAAGCCUUGGCGCCGUCUCAAGGGAACGGGAAAGACAGGCUCGCUGUGUUGCCCUGCGAACUGCGCCUCCAGAUCCUCGCCGAGCUGGAGUCGCCGGACACCGGGAACCUCUGCCUCGCCUCCCCCGCGUUCCGCAACCUGCCACAGUCCAUCUUCCGCAGCAUCCUUCUGCGCACGAGGCCCUGGCUAUGGGAGGCGUGGUGCACGCUGCCGUACUCCUUUUGGGCGACGACCACGUCUUCCUUCCUGGAGGCGCAGAACGAGAGAUUCAGCGAAGCGUACAACGCCUUUAACGACGCUGCCGAUGCCCUGUUCGAAGACGACGACAUCGACCUGACGGAUUCGCAAGAGCAGGAGAUUCUGUCUCUCAAAGUGCAGGCCGCGGAAGCCCUCGAUGGCAUGAACGCCUGGCAAAAGGAUGUCGACGUCGUUGCGCUGCCGCCCGCACAGACGGACUGGCGGGGGAUCUUCAUCGAGACGGAGAGCCGGCAGGCCGAGAUCCUGGGCUUGGCGAACCGGAAGCGGAUCUGGACGGAUUGCGAAGCGAUUCUGGACCAGAUUGAGAAGUAUUGGCGCGAGGGGGCGAUUCAGCCUGCGACCGAGUGGCCGGAGAGCGAGUGGACGGAUACUGAAUCGGGCAGUGAGUUGGAAAGUGAGUCGGAGAGUGAGUCGGGGAGUGAGUCGACGCAGAGUCCGAGAAGCUCUGAUGAGGGCUCUAAUGAGGGUUCUGGUGCAUGA